CUCGGACUAUUUUCUUCCCGCCCGCGCCGCGUCGUUGUGUCGUUGAGUUGAUGUUGUGUUGUCAAUCAAACAAAAAUAUUUUCUAUGUGCUAUUAUUAAGUUUAGAGUUUUAUAACAACUAUGAAUUAUAUUUUAAACAAUAAUAAUCGUAAUCUACUUGUUUUGAACCCGAUUAUGUUGAAAUUUUAAGUGUUAAAAUUGGUGGCAAAAGUGUUUCGUGAGAAAACGCAAAGUGGAUUGUUUUGUUCUGAUAUUCUGGAGAAGGGUACACAAAUCAGCCAAAUGCUGCCUUCUAUGCCAAUAUUAUUUACUAGGGAGAGCCAAGAUGCAUUUGGAAACAAAAUAGUGCCCAGCACAAGUUAUUUAAACCAAAAUAUUCAAACAAACACUAUCCUUCAAUCAGAGGCUCCUCAAUCGACGACCGAGAAUAAAUCGCAGAACGAAAAACAAAAUGAGGCAAAUAAUAAAACGAAUAUUCAUAAAAAAGAAGAGUUAACAGAUUCUAAAAGUGAUGAGAGUUCUAAGGAAACAGCAUUAGUUAGAGCUUACUACACAAAGAUACAGUCAAGAUUUGCGUCACACUUAACAGCUCCAACUAAUAAGUUUGUACAAUUCAGAGAUAUUUUGAGAACUUUUGAUCCAUCAAAGGAAACACCGGUAGAUUUGUAUAAGAAAAUUGAGCAACUAUUCAGUGACAAACAUAGCGAUAUUGUGGAAGAAUUCCUCUUGUUUUUGAAACCAUGUCAAGCAGCAUCCGUUGGUAGAUUUAUGGACCACUUUAUGCUGUCACAGAUGACAGUUUUUAUAGAAUUGUUACAAUCAACCUUGAGUCGCAAACCAACAGUACUCAGGAAAAUAAUUCGCGCGAUAACCACUGGCAUCAACAGUGGAAACAGUGCAGACAUGAAGGCAAGGGUUCUACCGCAUCUCAGGUCGAACCCGCGCCUCGUACAAAUGUUCAAGACCUUAUUUCCUGAUGAGCGACCACCAGACAGUGUAUAUGAGACAUGCUCAGAUGUGCUUGAAGACAGUUUUCUGGAAUGUGAUAAGGGUUACGAUGUGUGGGAAUUUGAAGAUAAGGACGAUGCAAAGAAGGCGGAUGCUAAAGUUCUAGACUCUGAGUAUUUACAUGGUAGAGUCUUUCUCCAACACGGCAGACUCUUACGUACGGCUUGUGUCACAUAUCCAUAUAGUAAGGAGCCUUACAGAUCUCAUGCGAGGAGACUUGCUCCAAAUCAUUGCCUAUCCCCUCCUGAAUCAGACUCGGAACGCGCGUCGCCCAAAAGAAACAACAAAAGUACGAGUAAAAUACCACAGAAGAGAACCAGGAAACAACUCAAAUCACCCACAAAAAAUGUCAAAGACGUAAACGAUAACAAUAAAAAAGAAUGUAUUACAAUCCCAUUAAAUAAUGCUAAAGUUAAAACAAAGUAUCAGAAAAGCAAGCAAAACAAAAAAGAAGAAGUAACUCAUAAGAAAAAAGAAAGCCUAAACAAAAAUGCAUGUGCUAAAAAAGAUUGUCAACUGAAAGUUAAGCAAAACAAAGACGAUAUUAAUGAAUUGAAACUUAAGCAACUCAAACAAGUUACAAAAGUUGAAAAUAGAAGUUGGACAAGGGAUGAAGAUAAAACUAUGUUAGAAGUUUUAAAAGGGGAACCAGGUUCUGAACAAGUUCUUAUUAGGACAAGGGAGUUGUUGCCACACCGGACACCAACGGAAAUCAAAGAGAGAUUUCGCCUUGUCAUGAAUCUUUUACAACAAAUGGCAGUCAAUGAAAUUACUUGAAAUGCAAUUAUUUUAUGAAAUUAAUUAGGUUAAAUGAAUCUAACGCAGUUAUACAAAGUGGUAUUUAUAAUUUUAUAUAAAUUAAAGACAUAUUUUUAUCUA
Molecule: messenger RNA, 1887 nt
Organism: Maniola jurtina (meadow brown)
Lineage: Eukaryota; Metazoa; Arthropoda; Insecta; Lepidoptera; Nymphalidae
Exons: 6
Coding region: 283-1785 (500 amino acids)
Biological process (GO): regulation of DNA-templated transcription
Cellular component (GO): nucleus
Molecular function (GO): transcription coregulator activity
Source: RefSeq, a predicted model, not a curated record